CCGGAGGACACACACACACGGCCAGCAAUAGAGGAGCUGCUGUCUUCAGCAAAAUGGCCGACAGAUUUUCAAGGUUCAACGAAGAGCGUGAUUUCCAGGGUGGGAAUCACUUUGACCAGUACGAAGAUGGCCAAGUGGAGGUGGAGCAGGCGUCCUUGGACAAGCCCAUCGAAUCGGUAAGGCCGCAUCCCGUCAUCCUGCACCAUUGGACCAGCUGUGAGAGUGGAUGAUUGGUCCAGGCAGGAAAAAUUUAAACACCAUGAUUUAUUUUUUCGACUAUUAAGAGUUUUCUCUUUGACCACGUAACCUAUAGAAACACUCAUGUCAUGUCCAUUUAAUGACCCCCUCCGUCAAGACCCCCUUCCCCUGUCCUGUCCUGACAUCCAUUUCCUGUGUGACAUUUAAAGAUAACAUACAUGCUAGCUAGCAUCCUUUAGUUGACACAAUAUGAUUGUUAGCUUUUUUGAGCUGAUACAGAAUAUAUGGAGUGGAUAAAGCACUGUUAUUGAUUAGGCUUUUUUAUAUAUAUAUAUAAUUUUCUUUAGUGAAUGAUCGCAAAUUUGACCUUGGAUCGCUGGAUAUUUUAAUAUUUUAAUUUAUGGUAAUUAAGUAGCAGUGCUUCUUCCACUCCCCGACAACAGAGCGCACAUUUAGACGAUGACGCGAAUGGCUAUUUUUUUGUGUUUUGAGCGACUGUUUUGUGUGUAUGUAUGUAUGUAGCUUAGAAUUUGUGUUUAUAGGACAGUAUAUCUUAUUGUACACAACUUGGGGUGUUCGACAUUUCUCUCCCGCAGCGAAUUGGCCACCCCCCUAUUAGCUAAGCAGCAAUGACCCGGUUUGUAUUUGCACGCUCUGCUUUCUUACUCCUGUCUCUAGGGUCCUUGUAACGCUUCUCUUGACUGUUUUUUGUCUCUCACUCGCUCUCUUUCUAUCUCUCUCUCUCUCUCUCUCUUUUGCUCUGUUCAACUCUGAAAGCUGUAAUCUCUCUGUCUUUCUGUCUCGCUCCCUCCCUACUACACAGUGAUUCGGUGUACAGUACCCUCUGUCAUUCUGUGCUGGCAUGGUGCUUGUGCAACUGGGACUGCAUUUUUUUUUUCUGCUGAAGAGGCACAUGGAUAAUAGUGCAGGCGUCUCUCUUUCUCUCUCUCUCCCUCUUAUUGUCUUCCCCAUUUUCUCCGUCCCCCCCCUCUCUCUUAAAUGGUCGCUGAAGCCGUCAUGGUGAGCAGGCCCAAGCCCUUCCUCACAUAGAAUCGCCAAUGGAAAAGAAAGAAAUUGCAGAAAAUAGGUUAUAGGAAUACAGUAGAUCCCCGCUUUACAUGAUUGGCACUUUGGUUUUUGUGAUUUAUUCAUUCCAAAAUUGACUACUUUGACAUUAAAGAAAACAAUGCCAAAUAAUUAUAAAUGACUAUUUUUUUAUGUAGACUUCCCAAACAAUUCAAUAGUUCUGUAUUAAAUUACUGUCACUCACAACUUUCUUUAGCUUAGUUAUUUAACAGUCACACUCAAUAAUACAUGCACAGACGAGUGUAGGGUGCGUUUAUGGGCACUCGUUUUUUUCAAAGCGAAACAGUACAGUGCGAUUGCACUAGUUUUGUUACUUGCAGUAUUGUUUACGUGCCUGAACGGGAUAGGAUUUCUGCAUUGGAAAAAAAUGAAUUUGUGGGGAUCUACUGUAUAACUCAAUUAUAUGAUGUCUUGGACAUGUAAAAUAAAGCCCCUAUUAAUUAUGUAGAUGGAAAAUAAUCCAAAGAAGAUAAUCCAACCAAAGUGCAAAACUAAAAUGGCUCAUCUGUGUGACCUGUUAGUCUCUCACAGAGGUAGUCAUCCACUCGUGCGUGGGUGCUGGAGAGGUAGAAACAAAAAGGCGGGUGAGAGGUGGCUUGCUUACCGAGCUUGAGUGUACUGUACUCCUACUCCUGCGCUAUUAUUUAUGAAGGCGGGCGGGGGGGGGGGCAACCGAGAGCCGAGCUGCGGCAUCACACGGUUCAUCACAAACGACACGUGUUCUAUAGUCUUGACAAAACGAUCUGGAUCAUUCAUUCGACACACACCGCCAGCGAAUGGUUCAGCCCGGUCUCUCGGAGCCCCCCCCCCCUCCCCGUGCCUCUUUGUUGUAUAGGCAACUAGAGGUCUGUGGUUCUUGACUGGGAUCUUUUAAUUCUUGUCUUUCCGCCCCCUUCUCUCUUUUGGGCUCUAACAUUGAUUAUGCAUUGCAUGUGUGGUAGCAAAACAGUACGACUUCCUGUCCGCGCCACAACUUUCCUCUCCUUACUCUCCUAAACCCGACUCCCCUCCCUCAAUCAUGACCCCUACCCCGCCCCAGAGCGAUAUGCAGCGGGCACCCUCAGAGCCGGAGAAUGCACAUGACGUGUACGCCCUCCACCGAACGAAGAGCGGCGCAGAUACUCGCACAGACCCUCUAUCACUGAUUUUAGUGCAAAACAAACACUUUUAAAUCUUCCUAUUUCAUUACGUCUCUUCACCUGCCUCCCUUAAGUGAUUUUACCCAACUCGAAACCGUUAAUACACGUCCCCCUUUGAAGAAUUGGCUCAUCGGAAUAACGAGGUAAGUAUCCACGUCAGAUAACAUCACACCGAGCACCAUGUUGUCUUGUAUCUCUUGCUCCAUUCAAAUCUCCAUUUGAAAUCUGGAGCGUCGGCGCCUGUUCUCCGGCAGCAGGAAGUCUUGACGCUGAAAUAUUUUCCAUUCGGUCACGCCGGCAGCAGGUGAGGCUUGCGUGGAAUUCGCAGAAACGAAAGUGCGCCGCAGAGCAAACCCGAAAAAGACACAAGACACACAACAUUGGGUACAAAUGCCAUACAGCGCUUGCGUUGGCGCGUUUGCAGGUGUACCUAAUGUUGUGUCCCGCGAGUGUAUAUAAAUGCUGAACGCACCAAUGCUCGGAUCGGUUCCUGUGACCGCUUUCUUGCACGCUGACGGACACUUGCAUGUGUUUUAAAAUUAGCAUUGACCGCGCAGACAAGACACAUGAAUACUCUCAGGUCUCUUGGUGGGAUCCCCUGCAUAUCACUUCUACCCCCCACCCCCCCACCCACACCCACCUCGGUCAUAACUUUGCAAACGCGCUGUGCCGAUAACUGCACAGUGCACACUUUCCAAAACCUACCCCGGUUUGUAGAGCUCUCUUGUUUGGAUAACAUUUUCUGCUUUUCUUUUCUCCUGUAUUAACAGUCCGUUGGUGGGUUUAUUUUUACUUUUUUUUUGACAUGCCUACCUUUUGUGUUUGUAUACAGUAUUGUUUUUUUUAAAGCAGAGAGAAGCAGAUAUUACUUAAAAAAAAAAAAAAAACAGUAGAGAAGCUAGCAGAAUUGCAGUUGAAAGAAAGCGUUUGGCUGGUUUCUUACGUUGUGUCACGUGUGACUGUUUUUUUGACAGCCCAGUAUUUUAAAGCCAGGUUCGUAUGGAAAUGCCUUCACUCCACUUGCACUGCUGUUGGACUCGCCGUCUUUGCUUUCAUCCGUCCGUCCGUCCGUCUGUCUGUCAAUUUUCUUUUGGUGCACUCAUCUGUUUGCUCCGACAUGCAGCCGGCACAUCAUCUCUACCCGCCAGACCCAAAUUUCUUUAGCUUUUGCAGCCCAACCAGCCCUUCCUGUUUUAAUUUGUUUCCACGCGUAAAUAACAAAUAAACAGGGUUUGCUAGAGCGCAUCUGAUCAUAUUUCAUUAUCAGGCCCCAGGUGGAGGGGAACUGUGUGGAGUCGGAGCGUUAUCUUUUAAUCAGGCCAGUCGCUCUGGGAGCUUUUUAUUAAACAUUUUUGCUCCGGGGCCUAAGCUAUGCCCCAAAUCAAUCGCGGCGAUAUUGUAGCAUAACGCCGCAGUAAAGGACAGUGGGAGGGGAGAUGUUCCCUGCAGCAAAACUGCAGCGUUUCCCUCCAUACGAUCAAGUUGGCCGAACACACAAAGAUGGAGGACGGGGAUGACGCUCCACGGUCCACACAUCCCCUGCAUCCUGUGUAUCUUUUGGACAUGUUCAAGGGACUGCCAGGCAGGAACGUGUCAUUUACUUGAUAUAUUGCUGUACCAGGACGUGGUUUUCAGUGUAAAGAAACAGGAAGUGGCCCAGUUCAGCCAGUAGUGUCCAUCCCAGAAACCACAGGAACAAAAACUUGUCGGCAUUGAAUGAGGACCAUGUCGGCGGAGAUGGCGUGCGUGCUGCAGGACUUCCCCUCCCCACCUUUUACAUGCACUAACCCAUCCAGGCCCAGUUGUCUUUCCACCACCCUAAACCUCCCCCCAAUCCCCCCCUCGCCAUGGCUCAGCCUGCUCUGUACUGCCCCCUUGUCCAUCUGACCUCUAAAGUACAAUAAAGCACCAAACGGGCCGUGUUGAGCCAUCACCACCUUCUGUGUGCCUGAUCCACCUGAGAACUAACACUUGGAGUUUUGCUAACAACCCUCCUCCCUCCCAACACUCCCGCCUCUCUGUUGUGUAUGUGCGCCAUUCGCAGUGUGCUACUAACACGGACGCUUUUUGUUAAAAAAAAGAAUUUUAACAAAAAGCUGCAUGCCGUUUUUGUUUUGUUUUUGUUUCAACCCACUCCCCUUUUCACCUUUUUUUUUUUUAAUUUUCUUCUCAUGAUGUCAGUCUCCUUUUGUGAUUAUAAAUAUCCUUCAUGUUUGGUUUGUAUGGUUUGUUAUUUUGGUAGAAUGCAGCACUGUGGUGAAUGUUAGUCAAGCCUGGAGUAGUUAUAAUCACAAUAGAAAAAAAAAAACCAAAACACCGCUUAUUCAGAAAUCUCAUUGUCUCAUGUUGAUUUUGUGCUUGAUGUUGUACUGUAGUGUGUAGUGUUGGGACAGUCUUGCAUUUCACUUAAUGUUUUGAUGUAUUUCAUUUUUCUCUUUGCUGACCCAUACUAGUGACAUAACAAUCUCAGGAGACUUGCAUAUUAUGCCCCCCCCCCCCGGAGUGUUGAAGGAAUUGCUGCUGUGCACGUUUAUCCACUCCUGUCUUUUGAUUUUUUUUUUCCCAACGUCUGUGCCUCUUUUGAGUGUUAGUCAACAACAACAACAACAACAAUCCAGAGCUUUUACACUGUAAGGCAGUUAGCCUAUUUGAUGUACAGUUUAUAUUAUAUGAUGUAUAACGUUUGAAUGCAAAAUUAACCUUAGCAGUCAAUUGAAAUACAGUAAACCUCGGAUAUAUCGGAUUCAAUUGUUCCCACUGGUUUUGUCCGAUAUAAGCGAAAUCCGUUAUAUGCGUAUACCGGAAAAUGUCCGUUUUACGCAUAUGUUGGAUUUAUAUCCGGUAUAUGCGUAAAUCGGAUUUUAUCCGUUAUAAAAAGGCACUUCCUUGACUAUGUUUCCAAUGUACCUGGACGCGCAGGCAACGCUGCAAACGCUGCAAAUGACUGUCACCAUUCGGCGAAUCGAUAUAUGUCCGAUAUAGGCGAGGGAGAUUUAAUGGAAAUGCAUUGGAACGGGACUGGAGAUUUUGUCCGAAAUAGGCGAAAUCCGUUAUAAAAAAUCCGAUAUAUGCAAUGAAUUUUUAUUGGAAAUGCAUUACAGAAAAAUCGGUUCUUUUUUAUCUGUCCGUUGUGAGCGAAUUUCCGAUCUAUCCGAGUCCGAUAUAUCCAAGGGUUUCCUGUAACAUUAAACUUUUACCUUUUAUGUUGGUGAAAAUAACAGUUUAGCCAAGUUAAAUGUCCGCAAAAAGUUUCUUCUACGCCUUUUAACAGAGGCGGUGCUCCAGUUCAUCCACUUGAAUGAUUAAAUUGUGUCGGUUCUGUUCAUUUCGAACAUGCUUUCAAAGUAAAAGCGUAAAAAAGCGGAGCUCGCUUCCUAUGUUUAACAAAGUUUAUAAGCACCGAACCUGUAAAGCUGAAUGUAGAUUAAGGAAGUUCCUUUUUAGGUAACUCCUUCCUUCCAGUAGAUACCUCAUACGCUGCCGUUGAGCAACUGGAUGGCCUUGGAAACUGUGAGAAUUUAAUUCAUGAUGGUGGAGGAUCGCAUUCUUGGCCCGGUUUGAGGUCAGAAAGUGUCAUAAAAAUAUGACGUAGUUAAAAGACGAAUGUGUUGCCGAACAGCCCGGCGAUGCAGGCAGUGUGAAAGACCAUGCACAGCAGCUAUUUCUAGUCCAUCCAACGGGGGGGUGGAGGGGGGCUGCUACAUGCACACAAUGUUUUCCCCCUCCUGUCGCCUGCACAAAUUCCCUUCACACGUGCACAUUCUGUCCGCCUUGGGCCUUGUAAUGGUAAUCCAAGGCCCGCUAGCCUCCGCUCCCUGUCUCUCUUCCUCUUUUUUUCCAUUUGAAUUUUUUUAUAUGUGUCAGCUACAUACGUUUCAUGGUGCUCCCCCCCCUCACCCCCCACACCCCCACCCACCCCUCAGAAUCACAGCAAGCUUGGAGUUUCUGGUCGUCAUUUUGUUAAUGCAAGAUUUCCAUACUUGUUCUGUGUCACUUUUUCUUUGUUUACUAAGAUCUUGCUCUGUAGUGGUUCAUAUAUAUGUGUGUAUAUAUAUAUAUUUGUGUAUGUAUCUGUGUGUGUGUGAGAGUGCGUGUGGUGAUGCAUAUAUUGCCCUACCUCCUUUUUCCCCCUUCCUAACCUCCUAGACAAUAUUGACAGUUUUUCCCAAUGCCAUUUCCUUCAAUGGCUACUAGUCAGUCCUACUUGAGCAUUUAUUGUAGUUUGCAGCCUACACAUAGCCUCAUUUACUCAUCUUAGUAGAAAACCUUGCCCCCCCCGCCAGUCUUCCCACCCCUUUCACCCCCCCUCUCCCAACUCGUGCUGAAAGACACUGAUGUGUACACUCUGUAGUUGACAUGGAUGAUGCUAAUGAUGACAAUGGUGGUGGUGGUGGUGGUUGUGCUGAUGAUGAUAGUGUGAUAGUGUGAGCUGAAUGCUUUUUUUUUUGUUUUGUUUUUUUGUUUUAUGUGACCCGUGAUCCGCGGGGGGGAAAAGCUCCUCUUAUUAUUGGAAUAUUUCUGGUUUGUCUCCUUUCUCCUGUCUGAUAGGACAACAUCGGGCACCGGCUGCUUCAGAAACAUGGAUGGAAGUUGGGGCAGGGCCUUGGCAAAACCAUGCAGGGUAAGGUUUGUUGGAUCCUUUCUGUAUGCGUAUGCGUGUGUGUGUGUGUGUGUCUGUGUGUGUGCGUGCGUGUGUUUUCUUUCUCCUACUCGGCAGUUCACCUCAGUGUAACCCCCCCUCUUUUUUUUUUGCAGUAUACUAUAGGCUAAUGUAAUGGCCUCUGUCAGCUUCCUUGUCUCUGCUUCAUAAUCACUAAACCUUUUAUUUCAAUCCGCCUCUGAUUUUAAACAUAAGAACAACAAAUUGCUUGAAUCAAGGUAGAUGUAAGAAGCCGUGAUUCCGCCACGUACCUUUUUUAGAAUCUUUAUCACUAGGUCGUCCACGUCGUCCCCCCCCCCCCCCGUCCCCCCUUUCUCAACCCCUCUUAGAUUUUCCGUGGCUGCUGUCGGGUAUCUGAUUGGCUGUAACCACACGGCUCAGACUUUGAAUGGCUUGCAGGGUAGAGCAACUUCCCCUCUCUGCUUGUUUGCCUGUUUCAACCUUUACAAGAAAAAAACUGUGACACUUGGAUGUGUGUUUGCUUGUUCUGUUGGGCUGAGAUAUAUAUAAAUAUAUAUAUUAUAUAUGUGUGUAUGUGUGUGUGUGAAUGUCCGUAACUGACCGGGCCAUAGUGUCAGCUUACAGGGAAAACCUCACCACCACCCCCUUACACCCUGAGAGUCACUGUCGCCACGGUUACACACUCCCACCCCCCAUUUUUUCUUUGCACCCACCGACCCCCCCCCUAUUUGCACCGCAUGCUUGUCCCGGAGGUGCACUGUUGCCUGGCUCCAACUGUCGCACUCCCCCUGGGCUUUAAGCAGUGUCAGUACACCCGUGGUGGAGGAACCAAGUGUCGCACACCAACACUGUAAAAAGUGUACGCACUACACUACACGACACAAGCCAAGCACUGCUUAAAGUCUGGCAGAAGGUACAUUUGUGUGUCACGUGUUCACCAUACAGGGGGGGUUCCAUGCAUCGUAAAGACAAGCUUGCUGGCUGGAAACUAGUCAGGAAAUAACUUGGCUCACACAAGCCUCAAAGGGGGAAGGUGGUGGUUGUCCAUUAUUUUACCUGGUUUUUUUUUUACCCCAACAAAAUGUUUGUCCCAUUUCAGCUGAAUUGGCAUAAUUGGUUAGUAUGCUACCGUGUACAUAAAGUCAUUCCUCACCCAGAAAAAGCCUCUCGGAAAAUGAUUAGACGGGGUUUGAAAUUAUUGCUUGACACUAUAUGGACUAUAAGUAACAACAAUAUCCUUUUGCCGCCACUCUUAUGUGAAGAUUGUGGAGUGACUGUGGGGACUUUUGUGCAUUUGUCAUCUAGUGCAGUGAUUUUCAACAACUGUGUGCCGUGAGGAAUUAUUCAAUAUUACUUUUUUUUAAAUUAACAUAUAUUAAUAAUUUUCUCGGGCGGCACGGUGGUCUAGUGGUUAGCGCGCAGACCUCACAGCUAGGAGACCAGGGUUCGAUUCCACCCUCGGCCAUCUCUGUGUGGAGUUUGCAUGUUCUCCCCGUGGGUUUUCUCCGGGUACUCCGGUUUCCUCCCACAUUCCAAAAACAUGCUAGGUUAAUUGGCGACUCCAAAUUGUCCAUAGGUAUGAAUGUGAGUGUGAAUGGUUGUCUGUCUACAUGUGCCCUGUGAUUGGCUGGCGACCAGUCCAGGGUGUACCCCGUGUGGCAGCACGUAGCUGAUUGCCUCGUUCCUCUAAUAGACGCACGUGAGCGGUAGUGUUGACAUUUUGUAACAUUGUUGGUUAAAUUAGUAUGCGGAUCAAAAGGAUCUGCUGUGGUGAGUCCGUAAUCAGGAAACUGAAAGAAGCAAAUAAUGUUGGUUAUUGGUGUGCGCCGCAAAAUUUUUCCAGUAAAAAAAACGUAGUAGUAAAGUAAAGUAAAAAAGUUUAAGUAAAAAAACUUGCCGUGGCUCAAAAAAAGGUUGAAAAACACUGAUCUAGUGCAUCCCACCAGGUUGGACGCCUAUAAUUGUCCUGCUCCAAUGAACAUUUAGUAGCGACGGCAUUAAGCCCGCCCACUAAUUGAAGAAGUGUGUCCUAAUACUUGUGUCCAUAUAGUGUAGCAGCAUAUACUUAUUCUAAGGGGGUAUAUAUCGGCAAUGGGGGGUGUAUCUUUUGGGGCUUAUUCUGGUUGAGUGGGUGAGAUGAGCAACGACAGGGCACUGGGACCAGUGGUUUUUGAGAGGGUGGUGAGAGGGAACCUAUAAGCACAUAGCUGUGUGUGAAGGGAUGUGGGGUGGGGUGGGGUGGCUGAAGGGGGCGGGGGCGCUGACACACUGACACCCCCCUCAGGUAAUGCCUUCCCCCCGCACUCCCCCCCCCCCCCCCCCCCCCCAAACCUCACAACUACACACACACACACACACCCAACCCCGCCCUCCCUUCUCUAUGUGUCUCAAUCUUCCUGCUUAACCAAUUGGUGUUUCUUUUUUACAGCCAUUUGAUCCUGCCCAUGUUGUGCUGAUGGUAAACUUAGUGGUAAAUGUUAUUUUAUCCCCCAAUUGAAUUGUUUAUUUUUGAUUUUUUGUUUAGUUUUGUUUGUUUUUCUCCCAUUUUUUGUUUUGUUUCUCCUGUCAUCACAGCACCAAUGCUACAUAGGCUUUUCAAUUCUCUCCGUAUUAGUCCUCAUUCUGCUGCUUGUGUAUAUAUAUAUAUUAUCAUGCAUUACGUAUUACUCUUAGAACAUUGUCAUUUUCUUUGUUUUCAGUUUUUUUUAUUUUUUUUUAAACCUUGUGAUUCACACCUUGUGAUUUAGAUGCACAUUAUUGUUGUUGUCUGGUCCCUUUUCCUCCUCCUCCUCCCCCUCCCCUCCACUGGGAUGGGUAAUGUGGAAGUAUUGUCACUGUGUGUGUGAAGAUUUGGUGAUAGGUUUUUUGGGAUGCAAUUUGUUCAUGAAUCUUUUAAUUCUGGGCCUGGCCUGGCUUGUGACUCCCCCCCCCUCAGACGCACCACUGCAGUGGACUGAUUUGCGCACCCUAACAACAGUACAGUCGUCCCUCGUGACAUCACGGUUUUUCAAAAAAUGAAUUGAGUACUGUUUUGUAGUUAAAUAUGACCUAUUAUUAGUAAAAAAAUUAUUAUUUUUGUUGUCCAAAUUAAGCAGUCUCAAGCAAUUACAAACACAGUACGAGCCGUUUUUAAGACCACCAUUGAACUUGUGAGUGUAGUAUUUGACUUUGGUCACUAGGGGUCAGUAAUUGUUCAGUGAGACGAGCGCCAGACUAAAUUACAGUAAACCUCGGAUAUAUCGGACUCGGAUAUAUCGGAAAUUCGCUCACAACGGACAGAUAAAAAAGAACCGAUUUUUCUGUAAUGCAUUUCCAAUAAAAAUUCAUUGCAUAUAUCGGAUUUUUUAUAACAGAUUUCGCCUAUUUCGGACAAAAUCUCCAGUCCCGUUCCAAUGCAUUUCCAUUAAAUUUCCCUGGCAUAUAUCGGAUGGCCGCAUUGUUAUGCUAAUCUUGUUGAUGUCACUGGCUAUUGUCUUUCUCCUGGCUCCAGAUUUCGGACAAAUAUAAAAGUGAGUGACGUCAAUAAUACUAGCACAGCAGUGAAUGAGAUCUUAACCUCACUAUUGGAAAUAACGUAGGCCUGACGGGCGUAACAGAGCCUAGCUUAAUUAACAAUUUGUUAUGCUCAGAGUCCGAUGAAGUUAAAUUCUCAUUACCUUACGUCUCUUUUCAUUGCCCAGUCCAGGUACAUUGGAAACAUAGUCAAGGAAGUGCCUUUUUAUAACGGAUAAAAUCCGAUUUACGCAUAUACCGGAUAUAAAUCCGAUAUAUGCGUAAAACGGACAUUUUCCGGUAUGCGCAUAUAACGGAUUUCACUUAUAUCGGACAAAACCAGUGGGAACAAUUGAAUCCGAUAUAUCCGAGGUUUACUGUACCUCACAACAGACGCAAUAAUAAUAACAAUAACAACACGUUACUAUUGGAACAAUAGCCCACAACAAGCCAAGGCUCAACCCCUGACAUCAUUUCCUGUCACCGAUUCUGCUCCCCGACAAGGUCAGCUGUUUUAAAUGGCUUGUCAAGGUGACUAUAGUUCAUGUUUAGAUGUCUCUAAUGAUGUUAAACAUAUUUCGAAGUUCAUAAACAGGUUCUUUAUGCGACGGCGAACAGUGAUAAACGAGGGAUUACUGUAUACAGAGUUCAGGUAACAAACACCCCUUUUCCAUUGCACAGUACCAACUUGACUUUUACGAUAAAAAUAAACACACAUGCUAACUUUUUAACUUUAAGUUGUGGUAUUAUACCCCGCAGUCUCCACUUUGCUGCAGAGAGACCCUCAUUCUCCACCCCCCUCGCUACUGUGCAGUGGUAAAGUGGCAAAAUUCAACCAAAAGGUCCGGUACAAGCUGAAAGCCACUGCAGUGGGACUGAGAGUCCGGGCAGGCCACGAUGAUGUUCCAAUGCCCACGCAUUUGUGAUCUCAGAAUUGAAUGUCAUUGGGCUGUGAUGACUCAAUUACUAAAAAGGAAGCAAAUAGAGGAACUUGUGCUCUUAGCUUCCUGCGGGAAGAUAAGAAUGCUGUGUCGAGAUUGGUGCAUUCAUAAUAACCCCUCCCUCCAAAAAUGUACUUAGCGGCGAUGUCAUAUGCCCAAUGGGAUACAUGUCAAUGUGAUUCACUGCAACCAUAGAUAUAUGUGAGGAGAAAAGGAGAAAAAAAAAAAAAAGCUGAAACCAAAACAGAAAUGAUAAUCAGUCAUAUUUGGUUGUUGUAUCUGGAUGGUAAGAGGAGCAACAUAGACUGGUCCAAAUUAUUAUUUUAGAUGAUUUUUCUUUUUUCUGAGAUUCCCUGUCUAUCUCUGUCUGCCCCCCACACCCCUUUCCCUUAUCCUCAUAUUUUCGCAGGUAAGUAUCCCCAUCCCUUGCACUGUCACCAUGGCGAUACCUUGGCCUGUGACGUCACUCUGCUGUAGUUCAUUGCUUGUCUUGUUUUUUUUUUUUAAUUUAAUUUUUUAUUUUUUUACUACAGUAUGUCUUUCUCUCUGCUUUGUUUGGCUGAUUAUGAGUGGAUUAAGCAGUUAUGUCUCAACCUUCCAAAGUAGUUUUGAUUUCUGUCUAUAUGUUUUUAUUCUUUUGGUUGUUUGUUUUAUCUACCGUUACUUUCCUUUCUGGUUUUAGCUCUUUUCACAGCUUAUGUCACAUAGCGUUAGAUUUCUGUCCGGAUUCCGGAUGGGGGGGAAGAAGCACAUUUGUAAAACUCUGCAUGCAAGGUCAGACAACCUUAACACAAUUGGAAAGCGGUGACGCAAUAGUCCGCAGGAAACACUGGGAGGGUUUGUUGUCCUCAUUGCCGUUCCAGCACUUGACACUUAAAAUUGACUGCAUUUGUGUAGCAAAAUGUGUGUAAAAAAAAAACAAAAAACAAAAAAACACCACAGUAAGCUGUGAGAAUGGCUGCUAUUUGGUUUCACUGUAGCUUUCUGGUCUAUCUGCACUUUAAAGGCAAACUUCUCUAACCCCCGGCACCCUAUGCUCUCUAAAAGCAGGCUGUCUCCGAGCUGGCCUUCCGUCGCCCGUACGAAAACAACUCAACUGUCGUCUCUCUGUCUCUUUUCCCUCCAGGACGCACGGACCCCGUGCCGAUCAUUCUUAAAUAUGAUGUCAUGGGGAUGGGACGAAUGGAGAUGGAGAUGGACUAUGCAGAGGACGCCACAGAGAAAAGACGAGUCCUCGAAGUGGAGAAAGAGGAGACCGAAGAACUGCGGCAAAAAUACAAAGACCAGAUGGAAAAGGAGAAAGCUAUUGCUAAAGCUCUGGAAGACCUGAGGGCUAACUUCUACUGCGAGCUGUGUGACAAACAAUACACCAAACACCAGGAGUUUGACAACCACAUCAACUCCUACGACCACGCUCACAAGCAGAGGCUGAAGGAGCUGAAGCAGCGAGAGUUUGCACGGAAUGUGUCAUCACGUUCCCGGAAAGGUGGGAAGAAGCAGGAGAAGAUGCUGCGUCGUCUGCACGAGCUGGCUGAGCAGAGGAAGCAGCAGGACCGAACUCCAGGAAGUGGCCCCAUGUUCAAAACAACCACGGUGGUUGUGGAUGGAGAGAAAGCCGAAGACGGCGACACCGUCGCCCCCGAGAGCGCCGUUGCCUUGCCCGAGAUCCCCGUCGAGGUCUCUGUCCCGGAUAAACGUCACAAAGCCUCCCCGAAGCCGACCCGGACGUUCAGCUUCUCUCUGGGCAGGAACAAAUGCUCUUCCCCGACAGCUAGCGCUUCCUCCAAAGUCAGCGUCUCCUUCUCUUUUGCCAAAAAAGCUCCGGUGAAGCUGGAGACCGCUGCGGCAGUGUUCACUGAUCAUGGCGAGGAGGCUAUUGAGGGAGAGGAGGAGGUCCAGGAGGGAGAAAAGGCUGCGACACAAAAUGAAGCAUCCGUCUGCGACGGCGACAGUCCCAAAGGUGGAUCGCGUGGAAGCGAAGUCGCAGAGCCAACUUGUGCGAUGGUGACAGAAGAAGAAGCAGCGCCGCAGCUGCCGCCACAGAACGAUGGAAGCUCCUUGGCGUCCACUCUGAACAAGCUGAAAAUGAUGAUGAAGAAGGAGGAGGGACACACGGGGCAGGAGCCUCAGUACUACCACUACAUGCCUCCAGCACACUGUCGAGUGAAGCCCCAUUUCCAGUUCCUGCUCUUCAUGAAGGCAUCAGACCAGGGUCAGAGUAAAGAGGACGGUGAGGAGGAUGACUUGCAGGAGGAGAAGAUUGAGGAUGACUCUCAGCAGACUGAGUCCAAUGUUCUAGAGUGUAACGAUGAGGAAGAUGAUGGAACCCCCACAGCAACCCCUGAUCCUCCUCAGCAGACUCCUCCGUCCCCCAAAGUGAAGGAUGAGGACAUGGCUUCAUGUGCAGCAGAGACAACUCCUGAUGUUCCAGCUUCUCCUCCAGAGAAAGCCGAAACCCCACAGGAGCCGACGGACUCCAACUCGGGACCGAAAAUCCCGACCGGUCCUUUCUUCCCCGUGUUGAGCAAAGACGAGACCACCACCCUGCAGUGGCCCUCCGAGCUUCUGGAGUUCACCAAAGCACAACCAUCGCUGUCUUACAGCUGCAACCCGCUCUACUUUGACUUCAAGUUGUCUCGCCACAAAGGCCCGCGUGCCGGAAAAGCGCCAAAGCCUCUAAAGACGUGCGAGCAGCCUGACAAGGAACCGGAGAAGGACGCCACGGCGGCAAAAGUGGAGCCGGUCGCUAAAUCCGAGGUCGGUGGCGACAACGAUGAGGUUGCGGCGAAAGCCGAGGGCGGCCCAUCGGAAGGCGACGAUCAAAAGGCGGCGGCGGCGGCGACGAGCAGCAGCGCCAAGAAGAAAAAGAAAAAGAAGAAGCACAAGAAAUCAGCAAAGCAUUUGAAGCGCAAAGCGAAGGACAAAUUGGCGGCAGAAGAUGGCGAGGGCGAUGGCGAGGGCGAGGCCACGCAAGACAUGCCCAAGAAGAAGAAAAAGCACAAAAAGAAGAAGAGCAAAAACAAGGCGGCUGAUCAAGAAGAGCCAGCAGAUGAUGAGAAGGAGAAAACCAAAAAGUCUGAAGAUACGUCAGAUGCCUCCUCUGUGCAGCCUCCGUCUGGAGUUCCGUGUGAAGCGGGCAAGAGGAAGCGCGGCGUUAAGGAUCAGCCCAGCAAGUCGGAAGCGGAGGAAGGCGGGAAGGGAAAAUGCCAAGACAAAGUCACUUCCUCCGAGGAACACGGCGGCAGCAAGCGGCUAAAAACCGAUUCGGCCGCAUCCCAAAGCACUUCCUGUUCCACCUCCGCUCAAAAGAGCCCCGGACCGGCAAGACCUCCCAGCAGCGAGAGCGAGGAGGAAGGGGGCUCCGCCACCCAACGCUCACGUCAUCAUAGGUCGAGUCCUCGUGAGGAGCGGCGCCACCAUAGCGAGGAAUCGCGGCGCUCCUGCAGCCGCUCGUCGCGACGCGGCAGCAGCCGUCGCCGCCACCAUCGCGGUAAAACUUCCCAGAGUCGCUCUUACUCCAGCAGCUCCGAGCGCUCCUCGGGAGGCAGCAGCGCCUACAGCCACAGAAGUCGAAGCUACUCUGACAGCUACAGCGACUACAGCAACGAGGGGCGCAGGCGGAGGCGCUCCAAGCGCUCCUCCGACUCCGAAUACGAGAGGCGGGACAGCCGAGGGCACAGGCGGUCGAGGCGGCGUCAGUAUUCGUCGUCGUCCUCCGACGAUUCCCGCUCACGGUCGCGCAGCUACAGCCGCAGGAAGAGGCACCGGCGGCACCGCCGCAGCACCUCCCGCAGCUCCAGCAGCUGGAGCCGCAGCACCAGCGCCAGGUCGUGGCGCCGCAGCUACAGCCGCAGCCGCAGCUCGGCCAGCCGCUCGUCCAGCUCCACCAAGGCCUCCCCACACCGGCGCGGCAACCGAAGCCGAGGGGGCAGCGAGACCAACCGCAGGGACUUUAACCGCUCCCGCAUCUACCGAUCUCAGUCGCCGCGCUCCAACUCGCGGGGCCUUAACCGCAGCGUCGGCGGCUCGCUGGCGCAGAGGCUGGGCGGGUCCCGCGACGCGGGGGAGCACAAGAACUCCCUGACGGCGCGACAGCUCCUGGAGAAGAUUCAGGCAAAAAAGAAUUCAGACGAUCCUGUCACAGGAACCAAAUCCGGAUUAAAGAUCAAGGAUCCUCCGCAGGGGUACUUUGGUCCCAAACUUCCUCCAGCGAUCGGAAACAAAAGCAUACUGCCGCUUUUCGGAAAACUUCAAGCAGGGAAGAAAACGCCAAUCAUCCCCCUGACCAGACCCGAAGAGGGCGACAAGUCGGGACCAGGGAAGAGCUCCGAUGCCGAUGGAGAAGUUAUCCUGGUUGAGCCCAUUAGGGAGUUCCCUCCCCCGCCGCCCCCUCCGGCUCCGCCGGUGCAGAAAGUGGAGGAGACCCCUCAGACCGCAGCGGUCCAAGAGGAGAUCACAACAGAAGGUCAGGUGGUCCAAGAACCCCACCUGCUGUUUGAUCAGGAGUCUUCCAUGAUGGUGCCUCAGUAUCAAGUGGACUCGGCGCAGGACCCCUCACAGGACCCUAUGAUGGAGUCCCUACUGCCCGACCAGCAGCCGCCCAUGCACGGCUACCCCGUCUACGCACCGCAGAGCCUGGAGGAAGAAGGCAUGGAGGCGGAGGAGGACGGCCUGGCUCCUCUGGAGAGUCAGCCCAUCACCUUCACGCCGGAGGAGAUGGAGAAGUACAGCAAGCUGCAGCAGGCGGCGCAGCAGCACAUCCAGCAGCAGCUUCUGGCCAAGCAGGUGAAGACCUUCCCCUCCGCCGCGGUCGCCGCCGUGGCCGCCGCCGCCAACCUGACCCCGGCCCCGCCGCCGCCCGCCCUGCAGCAGAUCCACAUCCAGCAGCCCGCCGUGUCCGUGGCGUCCGGGACGUCCAUCGCCACGGUGCAGCACGCCCUCCUGCAGCACCACGCCGCCACCGCCGCCGCCAUGGGCAUCCACCCCGCGCACCACCCGCACCCCGCCCACGCGCAGCUCGCCCAGGUGCACCACAUCCCCCAGCACCACCUCACCCCCAUCUCCUUGUCUCCCUUAGGCCACACCCUCGGACACUCGCUCGGACACUCUUUGGGACACGCCGGGCUCAUCCCCGCCCACCCGACCGCCUUCCUAUCCGGUCAGCCCAUUCACAUCAUCCCAGCCUCGGCGCUCCACCACACCCCCCUUGCCCUGCAUCACGUACCCCACGCCGCCCUCUACCCCACGCUCUUCACGCCCAGGCCCUCGCAGGCUGCGGCUGCGGCGGCGGCGCUUCAGCUCCACCCCCUCCUCCACCCAAUCUUCUCAGGGCAGGACCUCCAGCACCCACCUAACCACGGCUCCUGAAUGCAUCGGGGAACCGUCUGACGGGUGUUUUAGUCAACACGUAUCCUCUCCAGACACCGCACACUUUGGGUGUUUUUUUUUUUCACGGGGUACGCAAACAGGAUCCAUUUUGUUUCCUUUUGACCACUGGACUUUUGGUUUUUCACACGAUGACAAACAAAAUGGCCGAAGCCAUAAAGAAAAUGAUUACAGAAGGAUAAAAAAAAAACAGGAGCUGCACCUCCUCUGGUUAUACAGUACAUAAUAGGGACAGAGUAUUUCCUAUAUUAUUCUAAUAUGACUACUUGCUCUAUAUCACGUCAUUUAUUUCUAAUGCAGUAACUUGUACAAAUAUCCAUGUGAACACUUCAGCGUCCGGGUCGUUAAGGCAUUCAUUCACUUUUUUUUUUUUAAUUCUAAUUAGCUAAAAGAGGCGAGGAUUUUUUUUUUUAUUUGCUCACGUUCCCACGGGGGGGGGCAACUGAAUGAAUUGCACUGAAUCCUUCAAAGAUGAUGCGUUGUUUUGCAUCGUUUAAGAUUGUAGUAUAAUUGUUAUAAUUGUUUUUUUCUGUUUUUAAAUUAUUUUCCAAGAAGGUGGGUGGGGUUUUUUUUGUUUUGUUUUUGUGUAAUUUUUUUGUAAAUAAUAAAAAAUGCUGUAGAUUAACCUUAA
This is a messenger RNA of Doryrhamphus excisus (bluestripe pipefish), 17493 nucleotides long. NCBI's taxonomy places the organism in Eukaryota, Metazoa, Chordata, Actinopteri, Syngnathiformes, Syngnathidae. The record is from RefSeq and is a predicted model, not a curated record.